AUAUGAUAUGACGUUUUAUUUAUAUUACAAUUGUCUGUCAUUUACAGUGAAAUUCAUAUACAAUUCAAUUGAAUCUACGCUUUGAAUGGCAUAUCACUGCACCGUUUGAUUGUCUCUCUGUUCACCACAAGACAUGUCAUACAACAAGACAUCCGAAGAGCGGACUCCACUGAUUGGCGGCGACUUCUAUGGCGCGUCUGAGGCCCAGUCGUCAGCUCAGGCACCGCCUCUGGCCUCGACAUCAGCGGCGACCUACUCGUCACCCAACGGACACUUCCCUAACAAUCUGAACGGCCCCUCAUAUACCGAGUCGUACGUAACGGUGCCGUCGAUAGGACCGGACGAACUGCCGCCGCCCUAUAGCGCGUCCCUCACGGGAGGCCUGCCUGUGAUGGUGGCCUGUCGUGUCUGCGGCUCUAUGAUUGACAUCACAGGCAAACGGGAACAACACGUCGUUAAGUGUGAUAACUGUAGUGAAGCGACGCCCAUAAAGAGUGCGCCGACGGGCAAGAAGUACGUGCGCUGUCCCUGCAAUUGUCUCCUCGUAUGCAAAGCCAGUGCUCAACGAAUCGCGUGUCCGCGACCCCAAUGCAAACGGAUUAUCAAUUUGUCGGUCAACCAGAUGGUGGUGAACACGAGUGCGCCUACGAUGGCACCGGUGCCGGGCAUGUGUCGUGUCAUCUGUGGCCACUGUCACGAGUCAUUCCUCUUCAAUACCCUGCAGAACAACUUAGCCCGUUGUCCGCACUGUCGAAAGCUGUCGUCUGUGGGCCGGGAGUUCGCGCGCACCCGCGGAAUGGUGUUCCUGAUGCUGGCGCUCGUGUUUCUCUUGGUGGCGUUUGGGGUCAUAUUUGGCACUCUAUCGCAGGUGAGGAAUGGAUCUCGAGGUCUGAUCGCAUUACACGUCAUAUUCUCGUUGAUCUGUUUUCUGCUGUUCGUGCGAUCCAUUCAUUACUUAUCGAUGAAAACCAGUCUUAUUGACAGUCACUCUAAUUAACGUCAAUUGCAUUCAUUAUUCAAUUACUAUACAUUUCAAUAUUAUUAUCAAAUUUUAUUUUCCUUUUUUACAUGUAAUUAAUAUUAUAUACAUUUAGUUAUUAAUAUAGAAAACGCU
Messenger RNA from Oppiella nova, 1114 nucleotides. Lineage: Eukaryota; Metazoa; Arthropoda; Arachnida; Sarcoptiformes; Oppiidae. The record is from the annotation of a GenBank genome assembly.